Messenger RNA from Haliotis rubra (blacklip abalone), 942 nucleotides. Its product is annotated as keratin-associated protein 10-7-like. The record is from RefSeq and is a predicted model, not a curated record. The transcript has a single exon. Bases 1 to 942 code for a protein of 313 amino acids. Lineage: Eukaryota; Metazoa; Mollusca; Gastropoda; Lepetellida; Haliotidae.
AUGGCUCCUGUGUUCGUACACUGUCUGUCCAAUGGCUCUUGUGUUCCUACACUGUCUGUCCAAUGGCUCCUGUGUUCCUACACUGUCUGUCCAAUGGCUCCUGUGUUCCUACACUGUCUGUCCAAUGGCUCCUGUGUUCCUACACUGUCUGUCCAAUGGCUCCUGUGUUCCUACACUGUCUGUCCAAUGGCUCCUGUGUUCCUACACUGUCUGUCCAAUGGCUCUUGUGUUGCAGACCUGUCUGUCCAAUGGCUCCUGUGUUCCUACACUGUCUGUCCAAUGGCUCCUGUGUUCCUACACUGUCUGUCCAAUGUGCUACACUGUCUGUCCAAUGGCUCCUGUGUUGCAGACCUGUCUGUCCAAUGGCUCCUGUGUUCCUACACUGUCUGUCCAAUGGCUCCUGUGUUCCUACACUGUCUGUCCAAUGGCUCCUGUGUUCCUACACUGUCUGUCCAAUGGCUCCUGUGUUGUGUUCCAAUGGCUCUUGUGUUCCUACACUGUCUGUCCAAUGGCUCUGUGUUGUACACUGUCUGUCCAAUGGCUCUUGUGUUGUACACUGUCUGUCCAAUGGCUCUUGUGUUCCUACACUGUCUGUCCAAUGGCUCUUGUGUUCCUACACUGUCUGUCCAAUGGCUCCUGUGUUCCUACACUGUCUGUCCAAUGGCUCUUGUGUUCCUACACUGUCUGUCCAAUGGCUCCUGUGUUCCUACACUGUCUGUCCAAUGGCUCCUGUGUUCCUACACUGUCUGUCCAAUGGCUCUUGUGUUCGUGACACUGUCUGUCCAAUGGCUCCUGUGUUCUUACACUGUCUGUCCAAUGGCUCUUGUGUUGCAGACCUGUCUGUCCAAUGGCGCUUGUCUUUCAAGACCAGAUUGCCCAGUGGCCCUUGUGUUCCACCAUUUGUUUGUUGAUAGUUCCUGUGUUGUACCAUUAACCGUCUAA